Messenger RNA from Lontra canadensis (Northern American river otter), 2418 nucleotides. It is a transcript of the gene CAPN13, whose product is annotated as calpain 13. The coding region runs from base 72 to 2075 and encodes 667 amino acids. Gene Ontology annotation, molecular function: calcium-dependent cysteine-type endopeptidase activity. Gene Ontology annotation, cellular component: cytoplasm. The record is from RefSeq and is a predicted model, not a curated record. The transcript is spliced from 23 exons. Lineage: Eukaryota; Metazoa; Chordata; Mammalia; Carnivora; Mustelidae. Gene Ontology annotation, biological process: proteolysis.
AUACUGCUGACAUCAGAUACACCCGUUAGGAAGCAGAAGGAAAAGGCCUUACCUGUCUUCUAAGGAGAGUCAUGGCACACAACCAAGAGCCUCUAGCCAAGACCCCUGUCAUCAAAUUCAAUGGCCAGGACUUCACCUUCCUGCAGGAUCGUUGCCUAAGCAGAGGCCUACCAUUUGAGGAUGAGACAUUCCCUGCAGAGCCUUCUUCCAUAGGUCUGCAGCUGCUCCAGGGAAAAGACCUCUCCAGCCUGAGGUGGAUGCGGCCAAAGGAUAUAUUAAACGGGGAAUCAGAGCCUCACUUCAUCCUGGAAGGUGCAAGCAGAUUUGACAUCCAACAAGGAGAAGCUGGAGAUUGCUGGUUCCUGGCAGCUCUGGGCUCCUUGACUCUGAACCAGCAGCAUCUGCAGAAGAUCCUGAUGGACCAAAGCUUUUCACACCAGUAUGCAGGGAUCUUCCGUUUCCGGUUCUGGCAGUGUGGCCAGUGGGUGGAAGUGGUGGUUGAUGAUCGCCUGCCUGUUCUGAAAAAGGAGUACCUCUUUGUGCGUCCUUGCAGCAACAACCAAGAGUUCUGGCCCUGCCUGCUGGAGAAAGCUUAUGCCAAGUUCCAUGGGUCCUAUGCCAACCUGCACUACGGCUUCCUUCCUGACGCCCUGGUGGACCUCACGGGAGGAGUGGUCACUAACAUCGACCUGACCUUUCCUUCUGACCUGGUGACGAUGGUGAAGACAGCGGCCAAGGCAGGCUCCCUGAUUACCUGCGCCACCCUGGCCGAGCCGACAGGUGUGGCCAGGAGCCUGAAGAAUGGCCUGGUGAGUCAGCACGCGUACACCGUGACUGGAGCCGAGCGGAUUCAGACCUGGAGGAGCGGGGAAGAUCUUAUCCGCCUGUGGAACCCCUGGGGCCACACUGAAUGGAGAGGACGCUGGAGUGAUAAGUCUCUGGAAUGGCAGAAAAUCCCGGACCAACAAAGAAGACAGCUGUAUGAGAAUAAGGAAGAUGGAGAGUUUUGGAUGUCAUGUCAAGAUUUCCGAGACAACUUCUCCUGCCUGCAUAUAUGUAACCAAUUUCCAGUCAGUCUAAACCAAGGAAACGUGCCUCAUGGAAGAUGGUGCCAGAUGAUGUUCAAGAACAGUGAAACUCCAGGAAAUACCUCAGAAGGACUUCCGAGGGACACGCAGUACAUCUUCUCUGUGCCAGAGGGCAUGGAAAGCAACAAUGCCAUCAUGUCCAUCAAUAUCAUCCUGCAAAAUUUAAAGGCAAAGGACAAAUUUCCACUAAGCCUCAAUGUGUUCAAGGUCGACCCCCAGUUCCAGCACUACCAGAAGUUGCCACCCACCUUCUUUUCUAAAUUCAGAAAUGCUAUCGAGGGCAUAGGUUCCAAAACCAGGGGCUGCCUCACUAAGCGCUUCAGUCUGAGCCCUGGGACCUACGUGGCGGUCACUUCUGCCCACAGUGAAGCCAUUGAGUUUUUGCUCCGAAUCUUCCUGAAAAUGCCAGAUGGUGACAGGAACCUGGACAGCAAUUUCAACCUUAUGGCACUAAAGGGGAGUCUUCUGAAAAAUAGCUCCCAGGAAAGCAUCUUCUACAAAUACGCUCAACAGGGACUGAACCUGGAUGCCACCCAGCUUCAGAGCCUUCUCAACCAGGAGCUCCUGACAGGAACUCCGGGGCAUACGUUCUCUCUGGAUGAGUGCCGGAGCAUCGUGGCUCUGAUGGACCUGAAAGUGAACGGGCGGCUUGAGCAAGAGGAGUUUGCAAGGCUGUGGGGCCGGCUCAUCCACUGCCAGAGAGUUUUCCAGAACAACCAGAAUCACUCUGGAGUUUUCCUGAGUUUGGAUUUGUGGAAGGCUGUAAGGGAUGCAGACUUCCUUGCAGGGAUCUCCGUCAGCAACGAGCUGCUGGACCUCAUAACCCUCCGGUACAGUGACAACAGCGGCAGGAUCAGCUUCCCUAGCCUGGUCUGCCUCCUGUUGCGACUUGAAGCCAUGGCAAAGACUUUCCAGAACCUCUCCAAGGAUGGGAAAGGACUGUACCUGACAGAAAUGGAGUGGAUGAACCUGGUCAUGUACAACUGAAGCAAGGAGUAGAGAAGACCCCAGAGUCCAGGACCAGCUCCCAGUGAUCACUCAAGAAUCUGGCUCUCCUUGCAACAGGUGGUGAACUCCCAUGCGUGUGAUACAUUGAAACCUGCCCUGCCUGAAACGUAGUCAAGGCUGUCUUCGAGGAACCUGGGCCUGGUCCUCAGCCGAGUCAGGCUGUAGUCAGCCUGCAGUCUCAGAGCGGGUCCUCUGACCACUUCAGGACACCAGCCUGGGAUGCUCUGGAAGAUGAAGCAGGAGAUGUUCGACGGUGGGAAAGAAGGGGAGAAGCUUCCUCAUGACCCCCUCCCUCAAGUCCAAUUCAUUUCUAGGAAAAGCC